AGCGGAUCGAGAAAUGUUCAUUACAAUUGUAUUAAAUGGAAAGAUGCGCCUAUUUAAAGUGUUGUCCCUGUUUCGAUCCCUCUCUCACCUGCACCAAGCGUUCAUCCAUCCAAGAUGCGUUCAUCGAUUGCACUCGCCCUUUCAACUCUCGCAGCCACUACGCUCAGCACGAGCUGCGAAAAUCGCACCCUUGACGAGAUUUACCAGGCUGCUAUAAAGGAGGGAGGCGUCGUUACCCUCUGGCAUGGAGGUGAUGAGAAGAAUCAGCAAGAUGUUUUGAAGAAGGCUUUCGAAGAGCGCUUCCCCGGAAUUACCCUCAACGUCACCGUCGAUCUCUCCAAAUACCACGAUGGGCGUCUCGAUGACCAAAUCGCCAACAACAACGUCUAUGUUGACAGCAUCAUUCUUCAGACGCUGCAUGAUUACCCUCGUUGGAAGAAGGAGGGUGCUCUUCUGAACUACAAACCGAGCGACUUCGUCAACGUCGCAUCGGAAUUUAAGGAUCCUGAAGGCGCCUACUACGGUUACUCCAUAUUUGGCUGGAGCACUUCCUGGAACACUGCCAAAUACAAUGGCAGCCUCGCCGAUUUUUCCGAUGCGCUCUUGCCGGAGUUGAAGGACAAGCUCAUACUCACUUAUCCUAACGACGACGACGCCGUUCUGUACGCUUUCGAUCUUGUCGUCAAGAAGCUAGGUGUCGAAUGGUUCGAUGCCCUCGUUGCGCAGAACCCAACCUGGGUACGGGGAAGCGCCACACCCGGGGAUCAACUCGCCUUAUCAAACACCUCCUACGUCGCUGCCUUCGCCACCGGCGGUGCCCAUGGUCCCAACACAAACGCCUCACAACCGACUGAUGCGCCAUUUGUCACGUGGCCGCAGACCGCAGCCAUCCUGAAAGACGCUCCUCAUCCCGAGGGAGCAAAGUUGCUUCAUAACUACAUCCUCAGCGACGAAUGGCAAUUUGCUAGGAAAAGGUGGACUGUAAGAACUGAUGCUCCGGCUGAUUUUCCAAACAUAUUCGAGGAGAAGAACACUAACGUGACCAACUUCCUUCCCUGGAUGCUGGACAGGCCCAACGUGGAAAGGCUUCGUUUUUGGUAUGAGGCGAGGCUUGGAACUGCACAGGGCCUAAGCCCUCUUGAAGAUAAUUUGUAGACGCAGGGAAAUUUGUGUGUAAUGCGGUGCGUCGGAAGUUUCGAAUCUGUAAAUAUGUAUUCCUGUGGACAAAUGGCUACCGCUUUGAUUCGUUGUCCUCGUCAAUAUUCUGAUCAAUACAAAACACGACAUUGGCCUGC
Molecule: messenger RNA, 1295 nt
Organism: Paraphaeosphaeria sporulosa
Lineage: Eukaryota; Fungi; Ascomycota; Dothideomycetes; Pleosporales; Didymosphaeriaceae
Product: periplasmic binding protein-like II
Exons: 2
Coding region: 115-1155 (346 amino acids)
Source: RefSeq, a predicted model, not a curated record